AUGUCCUCUAAAACCUCUUCCAAUGUGGACCUUGAUCCUAUCAUGACCAGAUGUAGAGACUUGACCACAAGCACUCAAAAGAAAAUCGAGGAUCUCUACAUGCUUACAAAAGACAUGAAUGUCUGCAUGCUAACCACACACACUGUCGAUUCUGGUGCACUUGUCAGUCGUGCAAUGCAUGCUUGCAAGCCUCAAAGUAGUGAUACUCCUGCUGACAUAUGGUUCUUUGCCAAUGUCGUAAGCAAGAAAUUCGAAGAAAUCAAAAAGAAUCCAAGUGUCAAUAUUUCCUAUGUUAAGCAAUCUACCAUGGAAUGGAUCAGUAUUGCUGGGCACGCCACACAUGUCACUGAUAGAUCGAAAAUAAAAGAGCUCUACCGACCUGAACUAAAGAUUUGGUAUGGCGAUCUUGGAGAUGGAGUUCAUGACAGCGGUCCAGAUGAUCCUCGUAUUAAUCUUAUUCAUGUCAAGGCAGACACAGUGAGCUAUUCCAUUAAGGAUGUGGAAGAAGGAUCCGAGGCUUUUGAUAUGGCCAAGGCAAUGCUGACUGGCCAGGUUCCUAAACUUGUAUCUUUCCGUACCCUUAGUUCUGAGGAGCUGUCCAAAUCCCGUUCCUCUGCAUAGGAGAAACUUCUAUGUUGUCUAAAGAGGAGAAACAGAAGUUUUUUUUUUCAUUAUAAAGAAGUCAUGUUAAUUCCUAAACAUAGGGGCGGUUAGAUAAUUUACUCGUCGUAUUCAAUAUAAAAUGAGUUUAUUACAAAUGCAU
Phycomyces blakesleeanus NRRL 1555(-) is the source of this 763-nucleotide messenger RNA. RefSeq lists its product as hypothetical. The coding region runs from base 1 to 621 and encodes 206 amino acids. NCBI's taxonomy places the organism in Eukaryota, Fungi, Mucoromycota, Mucoromycetes, Mucorales, Phycomycetaceae. The transcript is spliced from 3 exons. The record is from RefSeq and is a predicted model, not a curated record.